Molecule: messenger RNA, 1701 nt
Organism: Yarrowia lipolytica CLIB122
Lineage: Eukaryota; Fungi; Ascomycota; Dipodascomycetes; Dipodascales
Source: RefSeq, a predicted model, not a curated record
AUGGGACGACCACCUGGAUCCGGAAUGGACGGUCCGGUCUACACCGACUACGACCCCGCCAUCAUGGAAAAACUCAACCUGCACGUGGACAUUGAAAACGGCACUCUCACGAACGGACCCCAGUGCUGGCUCAGUUUCGGGGACCACAUCCCCACCUUUGUGCACAUUGAGUAUCUGGACACAUAUGCCAUCAAUGGAACCACCUGCGACUCUCCCUACUACUCGAUGGGAAACAAGGGCUACCUGGGCGUCAUGCUGAGCGUGGGAAUCGCCGCUGCCACACUUGUCACCUUCUUCAACCUGAGAAAGCAUGGAAUGAACUUCAUGCACGAGCCCAAGGCCGAGGAGCUCAUGAGCCAGGGCGGACGGCCUAGCAAAACCAAAACGGCCGAACCUGGCUGGAUUCGAGGCCGAAGACUGCCCUGGUUCCUGCUCCUGGUCCUGGGACUCAUGCUGAUCCUCACCGGCUUCUUUGCUGUUGAUAUUGACCGAAACUACAUCCAGGGCACUGCUGCGGGUAUGUACGGCGUGUUUCUGUCUGUCUGCCCUGUUCUGGGACUCAUGGUCUCGUGGGAGUUCAUUCGAAGAUGGGGUUUCUUCGAAGAACGAAAACUGCUGGAACAAGACCCCUAUGCAAUUGACCAGACAGACCUCAAAUCCAAGGCCCGAAUCAUCCCUCCCAUCGUCUUCUACGUGAGCUGCUUCUUCGCAAUGUUCAUGAUGGUGCUGCGGAACUGGAGCAAGCAUCUGGAUUACAACACGUUCUUUGAUCUGGAUGUUCGGUGGGUCAUUGGCGGCAUCUGCGAGGUGUUUGCCUUCAUCCAGCUAGUAAACUCGCUCAGAGUCACUAUCACGUACUACCAGGUGCCCCAGGUGCCUCUAGUUCUUCCCUUCAUGGUGUUCAUGAAUCUGCUGACGGAAAUCUACCAGGUGACCGUCAUGGUGGUCAACGACAAGACCGUCUCCCCUUUCUACCCGUCUUCCAGCGUCGUUUUGCCUGUAUUUCUCGUCUACCUGCCUCUUUGGGCCAUCACCAUUGCUGGUAACCUCUCUGGUCUGGCUAGAGACAACGAGGACCAGGUGAUUUUGCGUCUGCGAGCUCUCCGUUGGAAGAUUAAGCAGGAGAACGCCGAGCGAGCUCGAUCUCAAGGAGAACAGGAACAGGAGGCUGCCCAGAUAGCCGAGCGACGAGAAACCGACGCUACCUUCAACGAGCAGUACCCUCACUUUGAGGACUCUGACGCUGAGGCCGACGAAGAGGGAUCCGACCCCAACGCUUCUGGAGGAGGACGACAGACUUCGCGGUACCAGAAACUGGGCAACGAGGGAGGCAAUCGAGCUGGUCUGUUCAAACGUCUGUUUGGCGAAUAUAGACCCACAAACACCUGGUUUGGGCAUAACAUGGCCUACGUGCCUCUGUCACGAACCAAAAAUCAGCUGUUUGACGAAGAAGAUUUCCCUGCCAUCACUCUGCAGAAGACCCGGGUUCGAUCUGAGGUGAACGAAGACCCUGAUGAAAUGGAGGGUGGGUUUGACAACUACCACAAGCCGUCUCUGUUCUCCUUCUUGUCCAACUCGUUCCGGCCCAUUCCGUCCAAAGGUCGGCGAGACCUCAACGACCUGGAGAUGCAGGAUCUCGGCACUCCCAAGAGCAUCAAGCAACAGAAGCUGUAUGGAGGUAGACGUGGUUCUCGGCCUUGA